UCCUCUUCUGCACUGCUGGUGAUUUUAGAGCUGUCUCGGUGUACGUGAGAGCAAACCUGGAGUAAUGACGCUGAGGUUUGCUGGCUUAACCAGAAGCUGCCAUGGGUGAGAUACCUGUAAUAUGUCAAUGCAAAAACCGUUUUUCUUACUAUGUUAUUUAUCUUUUCAGGGUGGCCGAAAAGUUGAAUUUCCUACAGACCCAAAGGUAGUUAUUUAUGAAAAGCCUUUCUUUGAAGGAAAAUGUAUGGAACUAGAAACAGAAAUGUAUAAUUUUACUGUGGAAGGAGCUGGAACAGAAGAAGGAAGUGGAGAUGAAUGUUUGCCAUUCACUUCGGUGGGAUCGAUGAAAGUUCUGCGAAGCAUCUGGGUGGCUUAUGAGAAGCCUGGAUUUAUGGGUCACCAGUAUUUGCUGGAAGAGGGAGAAUACAAGGACUGGAAGGACUGGGGAGGUUACAACGGAGACCUGCAGUCUUUACGACCUAUAUUAAGUGAUUUUUCAAAUGCUCACAUGAUAAUGUACAGUGAAAAAAACUUUGGAUCCAAAGGUUCCAGUAUUGAUGUAUUAGGAAUUGUUGCUAAUUUAAAGGAGACCGGAUAUGGAUUGAAGACACAGUCUAUUAAUGUGCUGAGUGGAGUGUAAGUGAAAUGACCCAAUCAGGAUCGGAGACACGGGUUCACCUGGUUUUGAGCCUCUGACACGGAGUAGAACAUAUAGUGUGUAUGUGUUUAUAUAUAUAUAUAUAUAGUAGCAUAUAUGUAUAAUUAAUAGAAUAUGUGUAUAUGUAAGUAUCUCAACAACUAAACAUUAAAUCAGCCAUUUAAUACAUAUUUCCACCAUAUUUUCAUAACUGCUUUUUGACCUCUUUCUCCUAUGAUCUUUUUCUCACGUGGAACGUAUCAUUGGAGGGAAAAUCUUCAGGUCCACCUCCGUGUCAUUCCACAUGAAGAGAGCUCUUGGGUGUCUCAUGAUGGGAAUCAAAUAAUAAUAGUGACCUGACCUUACAGGCCUGAGGUCAGGACAAAGCCCCCUCCGACCUUCCCGUGGUCCUGCACCUGCUUCUUUCUUCUUCUUCACUAUUAUUUUAACAUAAGACUAAUUGUUUCAGUGUACCUGGAGUUAGCAGUUAAAUGCUUUGUUAAUGCUAAAGUAAGUUUUUACUGAAAGAUGAUCAGUCAAGACUCCUUGGGAUGCAAGUGACUACAAGCCAACCUAAAUUGGCAUAAGAGGUAAAAACGGAGUUUAUUGGCCUGUGUAACCGAAAAGUCCCGGAGAAGCUUUGCCUCAGUCAUGGCUGGACACAGGAGGUCAGCCUCAUCGGACUUGGUCUGCAUCUUGCCUGGGCUUUUUUCUGUGUUGGCCUCACUCUAAGCAGCCCCUUCCAUCUGGGGGGGCCUGUGGCAGCAUCCUGGGGUCUUUCAUUCUCCUACCUUACUGCUUCCAGCAGAAGGAGUUACUCUAUCCUAAGGAAGUUCCAGGUUUGACUUUGACCCUGAAUGCUUGGGUCGUGUGUGCCC
Molecule: messenger RNA, 1515 nt
Organism: Manis javanica (Malayan pangolin)
Lineage: Eukaryota; Metazoa; Chordata; Mammalia; Pholidota; Manidae
Source: RefSeq, a predicted model, not a curated record